Molecule: messenger RNA, 2159 nt
Organism: Bombus pyrosoma
Lineage: Eukaryota; Metazoa; Arthropoda; Insecta; Hymenoptera; Apidae
Product: clusterin-associated protein 1-like
Exons: 8
Biological process (GO): cilium assembly
Cellular component (GO): cilium; centrosome; intraciliary transport particle B
Source: RefSeq, a predicted model, not a curated record
CACGUUUGUUAUUACCGCGGUAUAGGUUAUGGUACGAUUUACAAAUUUAAAGAAACGACAAAAUGAUUACUGUCAGCAGACAGUAUUUUUGCAACAGCAGACUGCAGUUGAAUUUUUAAGACAAAUAUAAUACAUAAUCAAUUUAUAUUCUUGGAAGAGACUUUGCUUACAAAAGUGUUUUUUUUCUUGAUAAGCCAUAUCCCAUAAGCAAUUUAAUACGGUUCACGCCAACCUUUGUUAUGAUGAUUCAAAUGCUAAAUUUGAUGGCUGUAUACUAAUUAAAGAACUUGAUACUACCUAUAGUCGUAGCAGCGGUGCUGGAGUGCAGCAUGUAAAUCGCACAAAUAGUAAAGUAGAUUUAAGGUUGCAUCUAGAAAGUGCUACGUGGCUAGCAGAGGAUAUUAGAAAUAAAUUAUUGGAACAGGUUUGUAAUUCUUCACAACUACAAACAAAUGUUACAACUAUAAGUAAUGAUUUCACAUAAGAAAGCUGAAGAUCCUAAAAAAAUUGAGAUAAAUAAUAUGAGAAGUGGCAAAACCAUAAUUACAAAUACCUCCUGAAACUUUGGAAAUGAAAAGAAAACAGCAUUUUAGAGCAGCAAGACAAAGACUUUUUGAAAAACAAAGACAUUCUGAAAUCAAACAAUUUAGAGGAGCUUCUACUAUGGGCUUUUAAUGUUCUUUAUGUUAUAUGUUGUACAUAUAACAAUAUACUUUUCAAUAAAUGAAAUAUAAUACAAAAUAUAUAAUCAUAGAAUAUUUUACGGAAAUGAUGCAAGUCCUUGGUUAUCCUGGAUUAAUUUCUGUUGGAAAUUUUCGACUGCCAAAUUUUCCACUGGGUGCUGAAAUUCUUGUUUGGCUGCUCAAAAGAUUUGACCCAGAUGCGGAUAUAUCUAGUGAGCAUAAUGCUGUAGAAGAGCAUAUUUCAUUAAUACGUGCAGUUGCUGAAUUUAUGGCUUUAAAAACAAAUGUCAAAUUAAAUACAAAAGAAUUAUACCUAGCUGAUGGCUAUGCUGUAAAAGAAUUACUAAAAGUAGCCACAUUACUAUACGAUGCACAAAAUAAUAGUAUUAAUAACAGCAUAAUGUCUGAUGGUAAUUUUAGUACAGUUAGUUUUGACAUUUCCAAUAAAGUAAAUGAAUUGAAAUCAACUAGGCAAUUAGCCAGUCAGUUGACUGUUACUGGUGCAUCACUUUUUGACUUAUUAGGUUGUGAAGUUGAUCUCAGAGAGAUUCAUAACUCAAAAGUUGCUAGACAAUUUGACAUCACAGAAAUUGAGAUGGCCUUGAAAAGUGUUAUAGAAGAUGUACAUAAAGAAAUUGAUGACACUAAAAAACAAAUUGAGAACGUUAAGGACACAGAGCGAAGUUUGGAUACAAGAAUUGAAAGAUGACAUGCAAAGCUUGACAGCAACCAAAAGAGAUUGCAAACAUUAAGAAAGCUACAUCCAGUUUUCAUGAAGAAAUUUGAAAAAUUUGAAGUUGAAUUAAGAGUUUUAUAUGACGACUACAUUAAAAAAUUUCGUUACUUUGCGUACCUUGAAUAUCUGUAUGAAGAUACAGCUAAGACAGAGCAAGAAAGAUUUGAAAGAAGACAAGAAACAAAACGAAAACAAUUAGAAAAAAUGAAGGCAGAAGAUGCUAAGUUUGAAAGCAUAAUGGAAAGAAAUGAUUCUAUAUUACCUAUUAAUCUUCAAGAGCCUCCGCCUCCUCUCGCUAAUACAGAAAAACAAAAUACCGAGAAAAUAACACUAAGUAGUCGAUUGAAAUCAGCUGGCCGAUCAUCAAGAACGCAAAUAUCACAGCGUCGUAUUUACGGAAGUAUGUCUGGAUGUCAGAGAGGGACUAUUCAAGAAUCAAAUGAAACUGAUGGCUCGCUAGAUAGUGACAGAGACUUGUUAAUCGAUCAUGAUCUCAAUGACGACGAUGAUAAUGAUAUUCUAGACUCUGUAGAAGGAGCAGAAAUUGGGAAUUUUGAUUUGAAGGUUGGACAAGAAAAACGUGUCGUUAGUAAGUUAGAUCACUCGGAUGAGGAUUUUUAACCAUUACAAAAAACAAUUACAAAAAUUUCAAAAUAUACCGUCCAUGUAAUUAUCGAUCUCUAUAUGCACAUUUUUACAAUAACUAUAAAUAGGUGUCAAUAAAAGGUAAUAUAUUAAUA